AUGGAAGAGUUUAAGGUACCCAAGAACCCAAUACAAGCAAGACUAGAAGCUCAACGCAAAGCCAACCAAUCAACCUCUCCAUCAACAAAAAAUGCAGUUAAUAGAGCGCCAUCAUCUCAAUCAGGUUUCCAUAAUAUUCGAGUAAUACCUCCUGUUUCAACUUUAUCAUCUCAAGAAAGAUCUAGAGGACAUUUAGCACCUCCAAAUUCAAACCCUAUAACAAGACCUGGUGGAUUACCAGGAAGAAUACCGCCUGGGAUGGCUCCUUCAUCUUCAAAUGCUUCAUUUCCAAGUAUAAAUUCUGCACAAAGAGCUGGUGGUUCUUCUUCACAAGGUGCUCGAAAAAAAGUUGGUUUAGAACCUGGUUGUUCUCCAUUAGAUUGGGCUCGUUUAAAUUCUUCAGGACAAAAUUUAAGAGGUAUAUUUCCAAAUGAAUUCCCAUUAAAAGUUUCAAAAGAAUUAUUAAAAAAUCAUAAAUCUCAAAAUGAUUGUUGGACUGUAUUAAAAGGUAAAGUUUAUAAUAUAACUCCUUAUGUUAAAUUCCAUCCUGGUGGUAUUGAAGAAAUUAUGAAAUGUGCUGGAAGAGAUGGUACUUCUUUGUUUAAUAAAUAUCAUAGUUGGGUUAAUUUUGAAAGAAUGUUGGAAAAUUGCUUUGUUGGAUUUUAUAUUGGUUAA
Molecule: messenger RNA, 675 nt
Organism: Hansenula ciferrii
Lineage: Eukaryota; Fungi; Ascomycota; Saccharomycetes; Phaffomycetales; Wickerhamomycetaceae
Gene: IRC21
Product: Irc21p
Exons: 1
Coding region: 1-675 (224 amino acids)
Molecular function (GO): heme binding
Source: RefSeq, a predicted model, not a curated record